This is a messenger RNA of Oryzias melastigma (Indian medaka), 3677 nucleotides long. RefSeq names its product fermitin family member 2 (gene fermt2). Lineage: Eukaryota; Metazoa; Chordata; Actinopteri; Beloniformes; Adrianichthyidae. The coding region runs from base 229 to 2316 and encodes 695 amino acids. Gene Ontology annotation, cellular component: extrinsic component of cytoplasmic side of plasma membrane; focal adhesion. Gene Ontology annotation, biological process: cell-matrix adhesion; integrin-mediated signaling pathway. The transcript is spliced from 17 exons. The record is from RefSeq and is a predicted model, not a curated record. Gene Ontology annotation, molecular function: integrin binding.
UGGAGGGACGGAGGGAGGGAGGGAGAAAGACGGAGGGCAGGACUCCAUUAAACCGACGCUGGCUGGAAAACUGUUUGGGAUACUUCACUUCUUCUUCUUUAGCGAGUUCUCCUGGGCUUUUGUUCCCGUAUUUGCUCCCAGAAAAGACACAAUACAUGAUUUAAGGAACGGAUAAGUCGCUUUGAACCGUGUUGCAAACAGUUUGAGUGUUUUUCGUCUCGGUGAAGGAUGGCUCUGGAUGGGAUCCGGAUGCCCGAUGGCUGCUAUGCCGACGGCACAUGGGAGCUGAAGAUGCAUGUCACCGACCUCCACAGGGACGUGUCGCUGAGGGUCACCGGGGAAAUCCAUAUUGGUGGAGUUAUGCUCAAACUGGUGGAAAAAUUAGAUGUGAAGAAGGACUGGUCGGACCACGCCUUGUGGUGGGAGAAGAAGAAAACGUGGCUGCUGAAAACCCACUGGACGUUGGACAAGUAUGGCAUCCAGGCCGAUGCCAGGCUGCUCUUCACCCCCCAACACAAAGUACUGCGCCUCCAGCUGCCCAACAUGAAGCACAUGAAGGUUAAGGUGAACUUCUCAGACCGGGUCUUCAAGGCGGUGUCCGACAUCUGCAAAACAUUCAAUAUCCGGCACCCAGAGGAACUGUCUCUACUGCGCAAACCCCGGGAUCCAAAGAAGAAAAAGAAAAAGUUAGAAGAGGCAGAGGAAGACGAUCUGGAGCUUGAGGGUCCACUGUUGACUCCUGGAUCAGCCUCUGAAAUAAUUUACAUCGGACCUGUCAAAGGGAGCAUCUACUCAAGUCCAGGAUUAUAUAGUAAGACCAUGACCCCCACGUAUGACUCCAGGGAUGGAAGCCCACUCUCACCCACCUCAGCCUGGUUCGGUGACAGCCCAUUAUCUGAGGGCAAUCCCAGCAUCCUCGCUGUCAGCCAACCGAUUUCCUCACCGGACAUACUGGUCAAACUCUACAAGCCCCAGUCUCUGUUGGAUAAAGCAAAAAUCAAUCAAGGAUGGAUGGAUUCAUCCAGGUCUCUCAUGGAGCAGGACGUAAAGGAGAAUGAAGUGCUGCUGCUGAGGUUUAAAUAUCACAGUUUCUUUGACCUCAACCCAAAGUAUGAUGCCAUCCGUGUAAACCAGCUGUAUGAGCAGGCAAAGUGGGCCAUCCUCCUGGAGGAAAUCGAGUGCACAGAGGAGGAAAUGAUGAUGUUUGCUGCCCUGCAGUAUCACAUCAACAAGCUGUCAAUCAUGUCAUCAGACAACCAUAUGAACAACAGUGAGAAGGAGGUGGAUGAGGUGGAUGCGGCUCUCUCCGACCUGGAGAUCACUUUGGAAGGAGGGAAGACCUCCAACACACUGGGGGACAUCACCUCAAUUCCUGAGCUUGCAGAUUAUGUCAAAGUUUUCAAGCCAAAAAAGCUGACGCUAAAGGGCUAUAAGCAGUACUGGUGCACGUUCAAGGACAUCACAAUUUCCUGUUACAAGAGUAAAGAGGAGGCUCAUGGGACACCUUCUUACCAGAUGAACCUCAGAGGUUGUGAGGUGACGCCGGAUGUUAAUAUCUCAGGUCAGAAAUUUAACAUCAAGCUACUGAUCCCAGUGGCUGAUGGGAUGAAUGAGAUCUGGCUUCGGUGUGACACGGAGAAACAGUACGCUCACUGGAUGGCCGCAUGUCGGCUGGCGUCCAAAGGGAAGACCAUGGCGGACAGCUCGUACAACCUGGAGGUCCAAAAUAUUCUGUCCUUCCUGAAGAUGCAGCACAUGAACCCGGACCCCGCGUUCAUCGAGCCCAUCACCACGGACAUUAACCCAGAAUGCCUGGUCUCGCCGCGCUACCUUAAGAAGUACAAGAACAAGCAGCCAGGCUAUAUCAGGGACUUGAUUUCCGCCCGGAUUCUUGAAGCCCACCAGAACGUGGCUCAGAUGAGUCUCAUCGAGGCCAAGAUGCGCUUCAUCCAGGCGUGGCAAUCUCUGCCCGAGUUCGGAAUCACUCAUUUUCUUGCAAAGUUCCAAGGUGGAAAGAAGGAGGAGCUGAUUGGAAUCACCUACAAUCGGUUGAUCCGUAUGGACGCUCACACUGGAGACGCCAUCAAGACCUGGCGCUUCAGCAACAUGAAACAGUGGAAUGUCAACUGGGAGAUCAAGAUGGUGACGGUGGAGUUUGCAGACGAGCCCAGCCUCUCUUUCAUCUGCGCAGAGGUGGACUGCAAAGUGGUGCACGAGUUCAUCGGUGGCUACAUCUUCCUGUCGACGCGCGCCAAGGACCAGAACGAAUCAUUAGACGAGGAAAUGUUCUACAAACUGACCAGCGGCUGGAUCUGAUCCGUCAUGGCGGCAGAGGUCAGUGGAAGCUGCAAACAGGAGGCAAGAUGAAGGUCUAUGAGUUUAUUUUAUUCUUUGUAUUUUUUUUCAGUGUUUUGAGGCUGUUCUGAAGUAGCAGCAUGAAAUCUGCCAUGACUGAACCAGUUUUUAUUGUUACGGUUUUUGUUACUACACUAAUCCUUUGGUGGAAACAUCUUUACACUACUCGUCUCCUCUACUCUUAAAUCUCUGAACAUUUAUGUCCACAGUUAGUUUCCAAGAAAAAGAAGUGUUUCCCUAAAACUUGUUGAUACAUCGCCACAAACAAAUGAAGUUAUCUAUUUAUCUUAAAAGAAGGACUUUAUAAUAAUGUUUGAUUUUAUUGCAGCUCUGCAUUUCCAUCCACUUUGAUUUUUACUCUCUGAAGUCGUGUUUCAGCACUUCCGCCAUAUAAACUUUUGUUUUCUAAAUGAAUAAGCUGUUACAUUAUUGUUCUUCCGUUCGCUUUCGUCUUGAAUAUUUGUCUUUUUCUGUUAAAUAACCCCAUCGAUCGUGUAUGAAGUGACAUCGAUAAAUGAGCAUGUCUGAAAAUGUGUGUGGCUUUGAGAGUCUGGUUUCCUUGAUGCCUAAUUUACCAAAAACAAUCCGAUCAAUCCAGUUUAUGUAAGUUAUUUGCAAAAAAAAUCAAAAAUAGGGCCUUUAAUUGUAAGAUUUUUUUUAAAGUGGUAACCAGAGAUCUGAAGCCACACAUUGAUGAGUGACUGGAGGGACGCCAUCCGUCCCUCUAAGCUCCGCCUACAUUGAUAGGAAUCUGUUCCUCACACCGUAUAGUAUUAUUGCUGUUAUCUACACACCAGCAGAAGGUCACAUUUUGAAGAAUGAAUAUGCAAACGUUUUUCCCAGAGGAUGAAGGAUUAAGAAAUGAAGUGUUAUUUUGUUUUUUUGUAACUAAUGUAAAAAAACACAAACAUUUUAUAGAAUUGUACAGUUUUGUUUUUUUUUUUUUUUUUUUUCUGAAUUGGAAGUUGUUUCAGUGAAAAGGGGCGAAGCCAUUUGUCAUCAUGUGUAGUUUUCAGAAUUGUUGUGGUCUAACUGAGCUUUCAGAUAAAGAUAUAUAUAUAUGAAGAUAUAUGAAUAAGACACUAGUCUCAAACUCCAGGUUUGUUAAGAUUCUUUUUCUAAUUUCAUAUUUAGCAUGUCCUGUUUUUCCUUUUUUGUUGAGAGUUUCUUACCUUUUGGCUGAAAAUGUGACCGAUUCAGCCUUUUUAAAAAGAUUCACUUAUUUGUUUUUUUUUUCUCCCACAAAAGAAGGUGUGUUGUUUUAAUGUAUGCAUUAGAUCCUGGGGUUUGAGAAAAGUCAGCAUUAAAAAAAAAAGAAAAAA